AUGAAGUCUUUGAGUGUCCUUGCCGCGGGGCUGCUCGCCCUUGUUGGUUCCGCCGCCGCCACACCGAUCGAACAGCGCGCCGCCAACGUCAAAGGCUUUGACGUUUCAAAUCACCAAAAGUCGGUCGACUUCAACAAGGCGUACAAGGACGGCGCGCGCUUUGUCAUCAUGAAGGCCACCGAGGGCUCGACAUUCGUCGACCCCAACUUCAGCAAGUUCCACGCGGGGGCCACCAAGGCCAAGCUCAUCCGCGGCGGGUACCACUUCUGCCGGCCGGACGGGGCCCGGGCGUCGACGCAGGCGAGCUUCUUCCUCAAGCACGGGGGCGGCUGGUCCAACGACGGCAUCACCCUGCCGGGCAUGAUGGACCUCGAGGCGACCAACGGGCACCCGCAGUGCUACGGCAUGUCCGCCAAGGCCAUGGUCGCCUGGAUCGCCGAGUUCGUCGACACGUACCACAAGGCGACCAAGCGCUACCCCAUGAUCUACACGGGGCCGGCCUGGUGGAAGGCGUGCACGGGCAACAGCCAGGCCUUCAAGGACAAGUGCCCGCUCGUCCUCGCCCACUACGCCGGCGAGAUCGGGCCCCUGCCAGGCGGCUGGAAGAGGCACGCCAUCUGGCAGUACGACAACCACGCCCCCUGGGGAGGCGACUCGGACAGGUUCAACGGGGAUUCUGCGGCGCUGAAGAAGCUCGCCACGACCGGCUGAGGCGCGGGUGGGGGUUUAUUACUACAUGUACGUUAGUACCCGGAAGAGUGAGACUGAUCUCAACUGGGUGGCUUCCUUGGUGUCUU
Messenger RNA from Purpureocillium takamizusanense, 797 nucleotides. RefSeq lists its product as uncharacterized. Gene Ontology annotation, biological process: cell wall macromolecule catabolic process; peptidoglycan catabolic process; carbohydrate catabolic process. The record is from RefSeq and is a predicted model, not a curated record. The transcript has 2 exons. The coding region runs from base 1 to 711 and encodes 236 amino acids. Lineage: Eukaryota; Fungi; Ascomycota; Sordariomycetes; Hypocreales; Ophiocordycipitaceae. Gene Ontology annotation, molecular function: lysozyme activity.